UCGAGACAUGUUUAUUUACAUUCCACUUUAAGUGCGUCUACAAUUAACUUUCAUCUCGCGAGAUCUUUGGUUUGAACUUGUUCUUCGCCGGUCUCCAAUGAGUGCAGAGCGCAGCUUCUUCCCGGCUCAUCCGACGUGCGUCUGUGGGCAGAUGGGAGCAGAUGUGAGGGGGACUGCGGCUCCUCGCUAUUCUGUCUGACGGGGAUCUGCGUCGUCAGCAUGUGGUCUUUUCGGAACCGAGCGCGGGCUGUUCGGACGUGGAGACAAAACUUUUUCGCAGUUUCAGCUACUUUGCGCUGCAAAGGGGCUUCGGGAAGACAAGUGCAUCAACACAGUUUGGCACGGCUGCUAGGCUCAAACAGGCCGCUGAAAGGUUUUGAAAAAUUGUUCCCGAAGAGGAAAGAAGGAACUGGCAGCCGAACAUCAGCAGAAAAUAAAAGAAAUAGAGAGCAAGACUCACUUCGAACCAAAAGAUGCGAAGGGAAUGAUGGCAGGGGUGAAAGAGGAGGAGGAGGAGAAAAUGAGAGAUCUCAGUGGUGGAAACGAUUCAAGAAAGAUUUUCCCUUAGAUGAAAGGACUGUGCAGAACUUUGCUUUCGCCGCUGCGGGCAUGACCGCAGCCUUCUUGUACUUCCACUUCAGGGAAACUGGAGUCCAGAUCUCCUGGAAGGAUUUCGUUCUGUAUCUGAGCAAAGGCUUGGUUGGUCAUGUAGCGGUGGUCAAUAAACAGUAUGUCAAAGUGUUUCCCGCCGAUGGAGUGAACUCAUCAGAAGUGGAUUAUUUGUGGUUUAACAUUGGCAGUGUGGCCUCAUUUGAACACAAGUUGGAGAUGGUUCAGGAAGAAAUGGGUCUGGACUCCACACAGAAAGUACCCGUCCUCUACACCAGUGAAAGCGACGGGACGAUGGUUUUAAGUGUUCUCCCUACGCUCCUCCUGGCUGGCUUCUUGCUAUUUGCGACGCGACAGGGGCCCAUGGCCGGAGCCCACGGCGGCAGUUUGAAAGGAAAUCCAUUCAGCAUGAAAGCGUCUAAAGCAAAGAUAAUUAAAGACUUUGGAAAUGUUUGCUUUAGGGAUGUGGCAGGCUGUGAAGAGGCCAAACUAGAGAUCUUGGAGUUUGUGAAUUUUCUGAAAAACCCAAAUCACUACUGGGAUUUGGGAGCCAAGAUCCCAAAGGGUGCGCUGCUAUCUGGGUCCCCUGGAACCGGGAAGACGUUGCUGGCGAAGGCCACGGCAGGGGAGGCCGACGUUCCCUUCAUCACAGUCAAUGGCUCCGAGUUUCAGGAAGUUUUUGCUGGGGUGGGCCCUGCAAGGAUAAGAGACCUGUUUGCCACGGCUCGCAAGAUGGCGCCCUGCAUCGUUUUUAUCGAUGAGAUCGACGCGGUCGGCAGGAAAAGAGGCAGCGGGAGCUUUGGCUGGCAGAGCGAGCAGGAAAACACUCUGAACCAGUUGCUUGUGGAGAUGGAUGGAUUCAACAGCAGCACCAACAUUGUCGUGCUAGCAGGCACCAAUCGAGCUGAUGUCCUGGAUCCGGCUCUGAUGAGACCCGGCCGCUUUGAUCGUCACAUACAUUUGGGCCUGCCUGAUAUAAAAGGCAGAGCAUCCAUCUUUAAAGUGCACCUGAGACCUCUGAAGUUGGAGCCUUGUUUAAACCUAGAAGCUUUGUCCAGGAAGUUAGCUGCACAGACUCCGGGUUUCACGGGGGCUGAAAUUGCGAAUGUUUGUAAUGAAGCUGCGCUGAGAGCUGCACGUCACGUCAGCCAGUGCAUCAGUGCUGAGCACUUUAAGCAGGCUGUGGAGAGGGUCAUUGGAGGUCUGGAUAAAAACACUCAGCCGUUACAGCUUCUAGAAAAGACAACCGUGGCGUAUCACAGGGCUGGUCACGCCGUAGCAGGAUGGUUCCUGGAGCAUGCAGAACCGCUGCUUAAGGUUUCCAUUGCUCCUCGAGGGAGAGGUUUGGGUUAUGCACAGCAUUUGUCUAAGGAGCUGCACCUGCUGAACCAGGAUCAGCUGUUCGACAGGAUGUGUGUGAUGUUAGGAGGUCGCGUGGCCGAGCAGGUUUUUUUUCGACGAGUCAGCACCGGGUCCCGGGACGACCUCAGGAAAGUCACACAGACGGCGUACGAGCAGGUUGUUCAGUUUGGAAUGAACAAGGCUGUGGGUCACGUUUCUUUCGACCUCCACCUUCAGCAAAACGCCGUCACAGAGAAGCCCUACAGCGAGUCAGCGGCGCAGCUCAUAGAUCAGGAGGUCCGCUCGCUUGUAGACGUCGCCUUCCAGCGAACGCUCCAGCUUGUUGUCGACAAGAAGGAGAUGGUGGAAAAGGUGGCGAAGCAUCUGCUAGAAAAAGAGAUUCUGGACAGAACGGACAUGCUGGAGCUUCUGGGACCUCGACCUUUUCAAGAGAACGGCUCGUAUGAGGAGCUGUGUGAAGCGUUGGAAUUUGAAGAGGAAAAACUCCACAGCCUGAAGGACUAAAGUGUGGAGAGGAUGAUAAACAGAACGAGUCAACUUUUCACACGCUUCAUUAGCAAAUUUACCGCACCUUUCAGAAAUAUUAAUAUCCCCUGAACUUAACGUUUUGUCACAUUACAACCACAUCCAUCCAUCCAUGUUUGGUGGGGAUUUAUGUUGUACGCCAGUACAAAGCAAGGGAGUUCUCUUUUUUCUUUUUUACAAAUCUCCUAAAAGGGCUGAUGUUUUCACCGAGACUCAGAAUUUUCUAGAACCAAAUGUACAUGAAAUAUUUGCCAUGUUUGAAAAAUAUCUCAGUUUCUAUGGAAGAGUGGAUGUGUAAUACUCAGAUCUUCUGAUAGACUGCUAAAUUGAAUAUGAUCUGCCUUUGAUUAGCUCAUGACUCUGCUUUGAUCUAAACCAUUUGAUCUGAAUCAUUCCAUUCAGCCUCCAGCAGGUUUUCUUCCAUGGUUACCCUGGAUUUAGCCUCAUCCAUCCCCCAUCAACUCUAACCAGCUGCUUCUGCUGAGAAUUACACCUGCACUUUCUCUCAUUAGUUUUCAACAAUGUCCUCUGCAUGAAGCUGCACCCUGAACGUCACUGAGUUUCUUUUCACAGAAAACUCUUGGACAGGUUGCAGUGUAAUACUCUUUUUAUUUUCAGAUACUGGGUUUCUGUGACAUGUUUGUAGCUUAACACACUGUUUGAUAUUCUAACAGCGCUUUAGCCUUCUCCACUACUUUCCCCCAGUUCUGUCUGCUCUAUUUCUUGGUCUUCCUGAUGCUGUUUUUUUCCAUUAAUGCUAGUGAUCUCUGAAGCCUCCAUGAAAUAGCUGCAGUUUUAUAGAUAUUAAAUAAUCUCUUAUUUUCAAUGGAUUAUUUAGCGUUAUCAGUGAACACAAAUGCAUGUCACACGUUUUAGAAACUAUAAAUUUUUUUUUUCCCCCACUCAAUAAUUUAAAUUCACUACUUUGUGCUGGUACAACAUGUAAUAUUCCAAUAAAGAUGAAUUUGUGGCUGUAGCCUGACAAAUUCAGCGCGUGUGCAGACUCUCUGUGCACCGUAAUGCCCAUUAACCCAGUUUUCACUCAUUGUAAAAUUUACUGUAUGGACAAAUGAAAGAAGUCAUUACUGUAACUUGAUCAUCUCUUUCAUGAAAUAUAGACAAAUUCAUAUCCUUUACCCCAUUUUUUUUUAUCAGGAAGUACAUUGGAAAUUAGGAUUUUAGAUUUGUUUUGUUUCAUGAUGUUAAAAAAUGUCGUCGAUGCUUUCCAUAACUUUAAAGUCAGACAGACGUUUUAGACGCAAAUACUUCUUUAACCAUCUGUGUGAGCAAGACAAGUUCUUUUAAUUCAUGGAGACAAAAUCACCUUAUGACUUUAUAUUGUUUGUAAAUGACAUUAGCUCAAUGUUAAUAUUUUCUGUUCCUGUGCAGAACAAAUAGGUUUAUAAAAUUUGCUCAAAAUUUGCUGAAUACAACACUUUUUCUAAUGUUUUUUUAUUAUUAGAAAUGAGAAUGUAUGACAUCCAUAAUUGUUAUUUGCAGAAACUGAGGCCAGCAUAUAUUCUGUCUCAGUAGUUUUAAAACAUUAUUGUCAUAGAAAUUGAUUUACAUUUUUUUUAAUUUAUCCUGUGGGUAAACCUGUUGCAGACACCAGAAUAACUUUAAAUUGGCUUCUCUUUGCAUUGAUACUGAUUUUAUAAAUUUGAAUUUACAUUUAUAAAAUCUCCAACAAAAAAGAAAGGUGUUUGCUGGACAUGAAAAUGACGAUACAAAACGUAAAAGGAGCCACAAUUUUAUUGAAUCCUCAACCGUCCUCUAGCAUCACAUUUGAUCCACUGUGCCACAGCAUUCACAGUCAUUGACACUCCUCCUGCAGGCAGCCUGAACAUGUCACAAACCAAGCAAUCUGUUAUCCACUCACUGACAGUAAAGAAAUAUCUUGAGUUAAUUUUACUAUUAAAACAAAUGUUGGCACUUUGUUGCGUUUUUUUUAUAUUUUUGGCAUCCACACAAAUCAUGAUCUUUGCUUUAAAUUUAUUUUCAUUUCAAGUUCUGCUCAUCUGCAUCCUGGCAGCAUCGACUGUGGCAGCCACACAUUUUUCUAAGGGUUGGAGGUUGGAGAGAGGGGAUUUAUAGCAAAGAAAUAAAAAGAAAUGUGAGUAUGGAACAAAUUAUUGCAAGCUGCUGCUAGUCGGUGUAUUUACUUGACUUUACUUGUCUACACCACCUACUAUCCUGCAGGGGGCGCUGGCUAUACAAUUUAGAGAAAGAAGUGCAACUUUUUUAUUCAGGCUUUUCGCAUUCCAACACACAUUUAUUUUAAUAAUGAAGAUAUUAUCCCACAUCUUAAGGCUACUUUUGCUAACGUCAUAGGCAGCAGGAACCCCUGACGCAUUAAUAAGAAACACAGUAAGUCUCAAUAAGCGCCCGGAUUUUUUAAUUUAUGUUUCAUCUAACCUCUCGAGAUCUGCCAUCACUGUGGCUUUAACUUUUGCUGCCAAUCUCAUAAUGUUGGCCCACCCUGAGGUGCUGUAAGGACAAAGGUGCUGAUACUCUGUUGACCUCAUACCCUGUCUAUCUAAAAAAAA
Poecilia latipinna (sailfin molly) is the source of this 5042-nucleotide messenger RNA. Its product is annotated as AFG3-like protein 1. Gene Ontology annotation, cellular component: membrane; m-AAA complex. Bases 220 to 2475 code for a protein of 751 amino acids. The record is from RefSeq and is a predicted model, not a curated record. Lineage: Eukaryota; Metazoa; Chordata; Actinopteri; Cyprinodontiformes; Poeciliidae. Gene Ontology annotation, molecular function: ATP-dependent peptidase activity; ATP hydrolysis activity; metalloendopeptidase activity. Gene Ontology annotation, biological process: mitochondrial protein processing. The transcript has 17 exons.